Molecule: messenger RNA, 2968 nt
Organism: Peromyscus maniculatus bairdii (prairie deer mouse)
Lineage: Eukaryota; Metazoa; Chordata; Mammalia; Rodentia; Cricetidae
Gene: Prss35
Product: serine protease 35
Biological process (GO): proteolysis
Molecular function (GO): serine-type endopeptidase activity
Source: RefSeq, a predicted model, not a curated record
CAGAGGGGGCCCUCUUUAUUUUUGUGAUUAUUAACAGAUGUCACUGGAAAAGGUGUAAAAACCUUUCCUGGAAAGAAAUUUGUCUCUUUGCAAAGUUAUGUCAAAGCUAGUGUCUCUCUGCCUCUGUCUGCCUCACUCUUUUCCCCUCUCUCCCCUCCCCUCUGCCUGGGUAGCAAAAGGGACAGUGGAAGACCCUUGGAACAAGGAGGUGAAAUGAAGUGGAAAUCGGGGGCUUGCUUUAAAGAACCAGGCCCUCCUGUCAGGGGGCAAAAUAGAAGUACAAGAUGGAAAAUACGUUAUUUUGGUUGAUAAUCUUCAUCUCUGGAUGGACCCUCUCUGAUGGGUCUGAAACAGAGCCGGAUUUUACGUGGCACUUGAGCAGAAUACCCCGGGUUGUAAGUGAGAGGACUGUCCAUCUUGCCAGCCCCACAUUCCAGGCAGAUGCUGGGAUGGUGAUGACCGCAGUGUGCGGCAUCGAAUGUCAGGAAGAGCUCCCGGCUCCCAGCCUUUCCCAGCUCGAAGACUCCCUUUCCUAUGAGACGGUCUUUGAGAAUGGCACCCGAACCUUAACCAGGGUGAAAGUUCAAGAUCUGAUCCCAGAGCCCACUCGAAACAGCAGCCUAAAAGGAGCACGCCCGAGGAGGCUGCGGCGGCAGGUGUAUGGUACCGACAGCAGGUUCAGCAUCUUGGACAAAAGGUUCUUGACCAAUUUCCCUUUUAAUACAGCGGUCAAGCUGUCUACUGGCUGCAGCGGCGCCCUCAUCUCCCCCAACCACGUGCUCACAGCUGCCCAUUGUGUCCAUGAUGGGAAGGACUAUAUCAAAGGCAGUAAAAAGCUGAGGGUGGGGGUGCUGAAGAUGAGAAACAAAGGAGGCGGCAAGAAACGCAGAGGUUCCAAGAGGAGCCGGAGAGAAGCAGAGGGCGGUGGCCAAAGUCACAGCGGCCAGGAGCAUCCUCAGGAGAGCGCCACCCAGAGACGGGGAAAAGGGUCCAGGCGGGGUCCGAGGGUCACUCAAGGGAGGCCAUCCUUCCAGUGGACCCGCGUCAAGAGCACCCACAUUCCCAAAGGCUGGGCGAGGGGAGAGAGCGGGGACCCGGCCUUGGACUACGACUAUGCACUCCUGGAGCUGAAACGAGCACACAAGCAGCAGCACAUGGAGCUGGGAGUCAGCCCCGCCAUCACCAAGCUGCCGGGCGGCUGGAUCCACUUCUCUGGGUUUGACAAGGACAGGGAUGAUCAGUUGGUGUAUAGGUUUUGCAGCGUUUCUGAGGAAUCCAACAACCUCCUGUACCAGUACUGCGAUGCUGAGGCAGGCUCCACCGGCUCUGGGAUCUAUCUGAGGCUGAAAGAGCCAGGCAAAAAAACCUGGAAGCGGAAGAUCAUCGCGGUCUACUCAGGCCACCAGUGGGUGGAUGUGCACGGGGUUCAGAAGGACUAUAACGUGGCUGUGCGCAUCACUCCACUCAAGUACGCCCAGAUUUGCCUCUGGAUCCAUGGAAAUGCAGCCAACUGCGCUUAUGGCUGAGGGAAAGCUGAAGCAAGUUCAGGCACAUCCUGAAUCCCAGAGAAAGUCAGUUCUCAUUCUGAGACCACUCACAGGCUAUACUUGGACUUGAACCUAGCAGGGGUAUGCCAGCAUUUUCACAGACGCCCUUUAUCAAAAUUAGCUUACUUUCUCACGGUUAGAAUGUUUAGGUACAGAUAAUGAAACUAGAUGACCCUUCAGCAUCAAAUAUAUACUCUAUGUGAUGCUAAGGUUCGUUUGCGGGAAACCGUUUGUUUACUUGGGCCUUCUUUAAAACUAGACACUCUUUAAAAUGUCAGACUAGAACUGUAACGUGACUUCUCAAUGGGCUUGCUCUUAGAGUCCUACUGUAAGAAGAAUCAACUUGAACGGAAAAUACAAAGAUUCACAGCAACACAAUUAGAAACAGGAGACACAGAGGUUUCGUUUGCAGUGCUGUGCGAUGGAGCCUUUCCCUUCUGCUCCUGCCCUCAGCGUGGAUAUGUGUUUUCUCUUGGUACUUAGAAACUUAAAGAACUACAGGUCAAACCACAUACAAAUCACAAAUCAGAAGAAGUAGUGAGCCUUAUAAAUAAAACUACCAACUGUGGUUUAAACAAAAAACCCAGUAUCAAAGUGUCUUUCUAAAAAUUGGUGAAACACUUUGUUUUGUGCAAUAAACCAACUUUAGAGAUAUUGAAAGCGGAGACACUUUAAGAUGUCAAGUUUUUAUUUAACUGAUUUUCAAAGUAGGAAGUUUCCAAGGCGUGCGGAGAAGCCAUUUCCCAAGCCAGGGUCCCCUUUUGAGUGUCACACCCGGUUGGGUUGUACUGUCCACUGUGUGUGAGGUGCUAUAUUUUUAAUGCAAGGAAUUUUUUUUUUUCAAAAGAGAACCCACUUGCCCCAAACCACGAGAUAGCAAAGAAGGUUCUGAUGGUUCUCAUUAGGGACCAAGGUGGCAUCAUCACUCAUCAUCACUCUGCCUCCCAAGUAGCAUUAAGCAGUUAGCGGCCACGGAGAGCAAAAUGCAGAGCGGUCGCUCAGGACACACCUCAUGAACAACCAAGUAUGUGGUGAAUGGCUAUAAGCAGGGGUUAGGUCGGCAUUAUGCCUGGACAGUUUUGAUGUCACUCAAACACACUCUAAAAUCUAGUAACCAGGGGCCCGAUCUUUGGUCUGUUCUUUCUGGCAAUUUCUAAGGCCACAUAUUUUUCUCUCAUGACACAACUGACUGCCAGGGUAAAAUCUUUUUCUUUUAGAGGUGUCCUAAUAAAGACUACAAAAUAAGAAAUAACGUUAUUUCCUAUUUUUGUUUUCUGUUAUAUUCUUGAUUAGUAAGCAAAGGAAUAUCUUCGUUUGGGUUAGCAUAGUGUUUUUGUAAAUGGUGCUCAAAAUAUCUGCCAUUCUUUUAUAAUGUGAGUUGUUGUUAAAAUAGUUCAAUAAAAUGAAAAAAAUAAAAUGUA